This is a messenger RNA of Cylas formicarius (sweet potato weevil), 2257 nucleotides long. Its product is annotated as nose resistant to fluoxetine protein 6-like. The transcript has 12 exons. Gene Ontology annotation, molecular function: acyltransferase activity, transferring groups other than amino-acyl groups. Lineage: Eukaryota; Metazoa; Arthropoda; Insecta; Coleoptera; Brentidae. The record is from RefSeq and is a predicted model, not a curated record. The coding region runs from base 241 to 2196 and encodes 651 amino acids.
UUACAUUUUUCUGUCUGCUUACCCGCUGCUACGGAACCACGCAGUCACGACAUUUUGAAACAUUUUUGAAAUAUCACACGCACUCGGGACGGACGGACUUUAGAGACAACGGAUUAACUUUUCAUGUGAGCCUGUCAAGUUUCCGGGAACAUUGUCGAUGACAAAUUACUUAUUAAGACCGCAAUAAAAAUAUUGUCUAGGGCUCGGGCGAUUCAUUUCGAUCGCGAAUCGUAUGACGGAAUGGCGACGACGAAGCUGCUCGCGUUUUUCGCCCUCCUGAAAUGGUGCUCGGCACUAGAAUACGGCGAAGUGCAAAUCAACCCCAAUGUCGUCGCUUCUUCCUAUAUGUGCGGCAACCUAACGUCGAUCUCGAACAUAUCUCUCGCAUGCAGAAGUCAACUGGACGUACUCUGCGGCGACCCAGACUUAACCCUCCGACUGGCGGACGCGUGGUCGUCCUUCCCUUACACGGGAAUGCUAGUUAGCACUAGGAUCGAGCUUGGCACAUAUGACGAAUGCAUCGGCGUCGAUGCCGACCAAAAUGGCGUUAGGGUAUUGGGCAAACACUGCGCAGCAGGAAUACUGCUACCGACCACGACAGAUCCUGGGGAUUUCGUAGAUAAGGCGUUCAAACUGUCGUACUGCGUCCCAGAUCAGUGCACAGUGCGUGACGUGGGACGGAUGUUGCCCUUUAUUCCAGAGGAACUAAUCAACGACCAGUACUGCAGGACCAAGGAUAGCAACAAAGACUGGACUGCUAGUUCGAUCGUGAUUUUAACUGCAUUUUGCAUCGUCGCAGCCGUCAUGGUGGCCUCCACUGCGUACGACAUCGCCCUCUACGCCAAAGACACGAAAAACAAGUACCCGGCACUGACUGCAUUUUCCGUAUUCACAAACGGACGAAAGUUGUUCCACACCAGCAGCAUGGCGUCCAAAGAGCAGAUCCACUGCUUCCACGGACUGAAAUUUAUCAGCAUGAUGUGGAUAGUGGCAGGACAUGCUGCGGUCGGAUGGGAUAGCCUGCCGAUGGUCAAUGACGCGAGAGUCAAAGGGUGGCUAACGGAGAGGUACACGGUCUACCUGGCAACCGCGCACCUGGGGGUCGACACGUUCUUCUACAUAUCCGGAUUUCUGCUCGCCUACCAAUACUUCAAAAAGGAAGCUCAGAAACCGGCAUCGGUCCAAAUAAAAUCGCUGCCCUCCCUUAUUUUACACCGGUACCUCAGGCUGACACCGAGCUUGCUGAUGCUCUAUCUCUACUUCAUAGGGCUUGCUGGGUUCGUAUCUGACGGACCCCUUUACCAAACGAUAACCGCCAGCCUCAGGCAACCUUGCCUCGACAACUGGUACGCAGUAUUCCUUUACAUCCAGAAUUACCACAACCCAAGGUCUCUAUGCAUGACCAGUUUGUGGUACCUUUCCGCGGACAUGCAGCUCUUCCUGGUGGCGCCGCUAGUGAUGAUUCCGAUUGCGAUACAGUUAAAGAGGAGCUUCAAACUGGCGAUGAUCGAACUACUCGUUCUGAACCUGCUUUUUGCGGCGUUGCCGAUUUUCACCAAGCUGGCGUUCAGCAAUUUUGAUCCUAAUUUCGACGAAUUUGAUGCCCAUUCGAGGCUGACCGACUAUUUCCUCGGUUUUAUGUUCGGAUUUUACGUUCGGCAGCAGAGAGACCGACCGUAUCCAUUCAGUGGGAUUGUCACCGUCUUGCUUUGGGCCCUGUGCCUCGUGGGAAUGUUCGGUACGAUGCUGGUCCUCCACGAGAUUAACAUCUACCACGAUUACACAGCCAAGGCGCUCUGCUAUAGUCUCAUGAGGCCCGUAUGGUGCAUGGGCCUCUCGUGGAUCGUCUACGCGUGUAUCCACGAAAAAGGAGGGGCAAUCAGCUCGAUCCUAUCCAACAGCGUGACUCAGGUGGGAGGAAAACUCACUUACUCCAUCUACCUGACCCACGGCAACAUCAUCUACUUGUGGGUGAUGUCGACGAGGACGAGUCGCUACUUCAGUGACCUCGAAAUGUUUUACGCAUUCUGCGGCAUAUUCGCCACGUCUUGCGUGGUCGCCCUCGUCUGGAGCUUGGCAUUCGAGUCGCCGAUCAUUAUACUGACCAAGAUGCUGACCGGGGGUGCGGGUAAAAGGGUUCCGACGGUUGCCGCGUACCAGAAACACCCUGAGAAGUACAUCCCACGCGGGGAGUAAAAAAAUCUUCGCAAAAUCGCGUCGCAGAAUCUCGCGUACCAAUAAAGACGUUUGGACACUU